Messenger RNA from Carica papaya (papaya), 348 nucleotides. RefSeq lists its product as uncharacterized. The record is from RefSeq and is a predicted model, not a curated record. NCBI's taxonomy places the organism in Eukaryota, Viridiplantae, Streptophyta, Magnoliopsida, Brassicales, Caricaceae.
AUGGCGAGACAGGACGGGUUUAAAGUGAAGUUGAUAGACACUCACUACGUCGAGACUGAUCUGAGGAGCUUCAAAUCCGUCGUCCAAAGCCUUACGGGCAAAGAUGCUAGCGUGAAAUGGAUGGAAGAGAGUUCGUUCUCGGCCAAGAACUCUUACAAGAAAGCCAAGGCCGGAAUGGCGCCCGGUAAUGUUUCCGAUCACCGACAUCAACACCAUCGUAGUGUGGAUCUCGUCGGAGGUUCUGUCUCGGUCUCGAAUCAUGCUAUGUCGAUAAAUAGAGAGUUCGAUGAUAGAAUGAAUUUAGAAGGUAUUCCCAUGGAGGAGUUGCAAUGGUUGUGGUCUAAGUAG